Messenger RNA from Cyclopterus lumpus (lumpfish), 1288 nucleotides. It is a transcript of the gene muc13b, whose product is annotated as mucin 13b, cell surface associated. Gene Ontology annotation, molecular function: calcium ion binding. The annotation marks the transcript as partial. The transcript has 10 exons. Gene Ontology annotation, biological process: cell-cell junction assembly. NCBI's taxonomy places the organism in Eukaryota, Metazoa, Chordata, Actinopteri, Perciformes, Cyclopteridae. The record is from RefSeq and is a predicted model, not a curated record.
UGUGAUGGAAACCCAUGCAAAGAUGGGAGCGCCUGUGAGCUUCGUAGCAAUCAAACCUUUGUAUGCUUGUGUUUGGCUGGGGAUGACUAUGAUUAUCUUAACAGAAAAUGUGUGAUUGCCAAAGUUUUCCCUGGACAACUCGGUCUGCCGGACUUACCAUACGAAACAAAUAUGUCGUUCAGUGAUUCACCAGAAUUUCAAGAAGUUUCGUCAAAAAUUACUAUAUUGCUCAAUAAAGUUUUCAACAGCUCUGGUGGUUUCUCUCGAGUGGUGAGACUCAGUGAGCUGGUCUCUUAUGAAGGGAAAUUUGGGUUGAGGUCAAAGAAAGGGGUCAAUGCAACUGUAGACAUCAUCUUCAAAGAAAGUGCUGACAUCAAUACAGAAGAAGUUGAAGAAAUGUUCAAAAAUGCCACAGGUUGUAAAUGUCUACUGUCAAAUGCAACUUUUAAUAGCACGGACCAGUGUCUUAACAAUCCCUGUGAUGAUAAGACUUCAACUUGCAAAGCAGGAAAUGGAUCCUAUAGCUGUACCUGUCUUCCGAAUUACAUUAAGACACCCUUCAGUACCAGAAUGUGCAUUGCUUGUGCUAGCGGUUCAACUACUAGCGACUCCAUAACAUGUGAACGAUGUGAUUUUGGUUUUUCUGGUGUACACUGCAAAGAAUCAUGGAAGCUGGCGGUGGUCAUCGUCGGCUCCUUGCUUGGGAUAAUGCUGCUCAUCACACUCAUUCUUCUGCCAUAUGCAUGCAAAUCCGUAAAGAAGAGCUCCAAGACACAGGACACAAACGCUGACAUGGGUAAGCCUUACGUCAGCCACCCUCCUGCCCAGCAAUCAUUGGUUAAUAGCAACUUUGCUAAAAGCCAGGCGGCCUCGUUUAAUGGGCCAACCAACGGGCUGUCAGCCUUUGCCAAUGCUGGGGUGCCUAGGAUCCCAAGGGCCACCACCACAAACAACUGGGACAGCAGAACCAACCUGGAGAUGAAUCUGAGUAACAGCCGACAAAACCUGAUCCCUGCGGGGAGGAACUCGCGGUUCUACGACGACCAUGAUGACAUGAAACCAAAUGCUCAGGUUCGACCUCAGGGCGGCCAAUAUGCUCAGGCUCGCCCCCAGAACAACCCCUAUGCCCAGAAUCAACCUCAGAACAACCCCUAUGCCCAGAAUCAACCUAAGAUCAACCCGUAUGCUCAGAGCCAAGGCAACAGCAACCCUUACUACAUGCACGACAAUGGAAGACGGUUCAAUUAAUGGGGAAGUACAAAGAUUUAUCCUAAAGUGACAUUUGCCC